UGAAGGUUGUGGAUGCGAGUGUGAUUCCUAGGUUGCCGGCAGUGCAUACGUCUGCUCCGGUGUAUGCUGUGGCGGAGAGGGCGGCGGAUAUCAUCAAGGCGGCCAUAUGGGUUGCAGGUUGAAGCCCCGUGAAAAGGUUGUUGCAGCACCAUAGUGUUUCUUGAAUUUGUCAGGCUGGAUGCUACGUCGACAUCCAAGGCUUAUGAUAGCUGAGCUAUAUGAUCGUCGAUAGUAUUGGUGGAACUUUUGUCUGAGCAGCAUUCGAUGGCUGAGAUGUUUCUUGUUGUGGCGCAUGUGCUGGUGAUUGGCGCUAAUGCUUGUCCUGAUUCCGAUCAGGUCUCGUUGGCACUGGCAGUGAAACCUACAAACCACGCCACGCCUUACUUAUCAUUUUGCUCUCCUGGAACUGGUUUCGUCAUCCUUGGAUUGUUGAACGUUGACGCCAAGUAUCUGUCCAAAGAAAGUUCUAUGGCGCCCCACUCAAUAGGUGACGGCUGUCCAAGAACUUUAAUCAAAUCUGGCAGAAAGAACGUUCGCUACGACUCUGGGUUGAUUCCUAUUUCCUUUCGCUCAUGCAUUGCCUUCGGACGAGCCUCGAUGUCCUCAUCGAUGAUUGUUACAAC
Molecule: messenger RNA, 623 nt
Organism: Desarmillaria tabescens
Lineage: Eukaryota; Fungi; Basidiomycota; Agaricomycetes; Agaricales; Physalacriaceae
Exons: 2
Source: RefSeq, a predicted model, not a curated record